AUGGCGGCUCCCGUAGGACGAGUUCUUGUUUAUGGUGGAAGAGGGGCACUUGGCUCAACUAUUGUUAAAUUUUUCAAGUCCAGACUUUAUUGGGUUGGUUCAAUUGAUCUAAAUCCAAAUGAAGAAGCUGAUGCUAAUGUUGUGGUGAAACCUGCCGAGUCCUGGACAGAACAAGAAGAUUUGGUUUCUAAAGGUGUAGAGAUUGCCGUUGGAGACUUUAAACUUGAUGCUAUUUUAUGUGUAGCUGGGGGAUGGGCAGGUGGAAAUGCUUCCUCUAAAGAUCUAAUCAAAAACUCAGAUAUGAUGUGGAAACAGAGUGUUUGGACAUCCACUAUUGCUGCAAGUUUAGCUGCUAAAUAUUUAAAAGAGGGUGGAAUUUUAACAUUACCAGGAGCUCAACCGUCUCUACAUGGCACCCCUGGUAUGAUUGGUUAUGGUAUGGCUAAGGCUGCCAUUCACCAAUUAGUUAAAAGUUUAGCUUGUGAAAACAGUGGUUUGCCAUCUAAUAGUCUAGCUACAGCAAUAUUACCGGUCACAUUAGAUACACCUAUGAAUAGAAAAUGGAUGGCUAAUGCUGAUUUUUCAUCAUGGACAACUUUAGAAUUUGUGGCAGAAUUGUUCUAUAAAUGGACCAACGGAGAAAAUAGACCUGCCAAUGGUAGUUUAGUCCAGUUAUUAACUAAAGAUGGUGAAACAAGCCUAGUUAUAGCUUAA
This is a messenger RNA of Lottia gigantea (owl limpet), 714 nucleotides long. RefSeq lists its product as hypothetical. The record is from RefSeq and is a predicted model, not a curated record. Gene Ontology annotation, biological process: L-phenylalanine catabolic process; tetrahydrobiopterin biosynthetic process. NCBI's taxonomy places the organism in Eukaryota, Metazoa, Mollusca, Gastropoda, Lottiidae. Gene Ontology annotation, molecular function: NADPH binding; NADH binding; 6,7-dihydropteridine reductase activity. Gene Ontology annotation, cellular component: cytoplasm. The coding region runs from base 1 to 714 and encodes 237 amino acids. The transcript is spliced from 6 exons.